UGAAGAGUUCAGAAUAAACAACUUUAACAUGACAUACUGAAGCAUUGGCUUUUUUAAGAAAUCCUAAGACGCCCAUAACAUCAAUCAUGGGUCUCCUCACGAUAUUAAAGAAGAUGAAGCAGAAGGAGAAAGAAGUCAGGAUAUUAAUGUUAGGACUUGACAAUGCUGGCAAGACUACGAUAUUGAAGAAGUUUAAUGGAGAGGAUAUUGAUACUAUAUCUCCAACACUGGGAUUUAAUAUAAAGACCCUGGAGCAUAGAGGGUUUAAGUUGAAUGUGUGGGAUGUUGGUGGCCAGAAGUCGCUACGGUCCUAUUGGAGGAACUACUUUGAGAGCACGGACGGUUUGAUAUGGGUGGUAGACAGUGCUGACAGGAUGCGACUCCAGGAUUGUAAACGAGAACUUGAGAACCUGUUAGUGGAAGAGAGACUUGCCGGGGCUACAUUACUGGUAUUUGCAAAUAAACAAGAUUUACCUGGUGCUUUGUCAUCGGAAUCAAUCAAAGAUGCACUGCAGCUGGAAUCCAUAGAAACUCACCAUUGGUUAAUACAAGGAUGUAGUGCUGUAACCGGGGACAACUUACUGAAGGGCAUUGACUGGGUUGUAGAUGAUAUAGCCUCUCGUAUAUUUACCAUGGACUAAAUGGUUACACUGUGUAAUUAUAAUAAUUGUGUUCCGACCUAACAGUGUAUGUUAAAGAUCAUAUAAAGCGUAUUCUGGGUACAAGUAAAGCAUUGGAGGAUCAAAUGUUUAAUACCAGAAAAUUUUCAGUCAAAUAUCUCUGUUCUGUAAAAAUUCAAUUAGAAUUUACCCAGUCUUGAUUUUGCGCUUAAUUACUAUACUGCAUAUGAUAUGUGUACAAGUAUGGUAUUCACUGUCAUUAUAAAUUACCUUCAGUUCAGAGGGCAAACAG
Molecule: messenger RNA, 912 nt
Organism: Mizuhopecten yessoensis (Yesso scallop)
Lineage: Eukaryota; Metazoa; Mollusca; Bivalvia; Pectinida; Pectinidae
Product: ADP-ribosylation factor-like protein 2
Exons: 5
Coding region: 87-641 (184 amino acids)
Biological process (GO): protein folding
Cellular component (GO): microtubule cytoskeleton; cytoplasm
Molecular function (GO): GTPase activity; GTP binding
Source: RefSeq, a predicted model, not a curated record